Drosophila takahashii is the source of this 4193-nucleotide messenger RNA. RefSeq lists its product as uncharacterized. Lineage: Eukaryota; Metazoa; Arthropoda; Insecta; Diptera; Drosophilidae. Gene Ontology annotation, cellular component: MSL complex. The record is from RefSeq and is a predicted model, not a curated record.
GGGAUUUUUGACAAAUGUGAAACCCGUGUUCCCACAAAACACAUCCACAUCCCCAAUGUGAAGAACAGUUCCCACGUUGUCCUGAAUCACGCAUUGAGAUGAAAUCAUUAAACGUUGAAUUUAAUUAAAGCGGAAAUUAUCUGAGACAUACACUUGAAACACGCGUAAAAAUAAAUCACAAAUCAUGGCUAAUCGACUGGCGUUUCAUUCAGAAAGUAAUACAUAAAGCAGCGAGUCCUCGCAAUCAUCAUGAAAAGUGACAUUUCACGAUGUGCGAUUAACGGCAUCUGCGCGCCGCAUGAACGCAACAUUCAUCCGACGAAGCUCUUAAUCGGUACUGCUCCUGCUCGAAAUACGCAAAGUAUAUAUAAACAGUGCGCAUAUUACAAAGAUAAUAUGUUUGGACCCGCUCAGGUGUGCAGUGCGUUAGAGACUAGCCGCGGCCCAUCGAAAUUCCCCAUGUAGAGCGAUCUCCUCGCCGCAAAUACACAUUUACGCAACAUGAGCUGUACGGUCAGGAACCGGAAGCGGAAUAGCGGCAGCACGCUGGACGAAUUCGUCAAGGUCAGCACUCUGGCCAACGCGGAUGACACGGAGUGCGUAUCGCCGGAACCGGAGGAAUCGGCGGAGCAGCAGCAGGGCGAGCCGGAACCCAAUCCGCAGGCGGAGCCGGAAUUUGGCCACUUGAACGAGACGCGGCGCAAGAUUCACGAUGCCAUUGCUGCCCUGAACGACGAUAGCUUCGAUAAGCGAAUGGCCCGUCUGCUCAUGCAGUACGAGGGCGCCAUUCGCGAGGAGUUCGAAAGGGCGCAGUUCCUGCCCGGAAAGUGCCGCAAACUGGCGCGCAUUCUCAUCGGACUCACCGAUGUCAUCCACACCAUGGCUCGGGGUCGAGCACUGCAGCAGGACGAGGCAUACAGGCAGCGCAUGUGCCACAUCGUCGGCUUCUACAUAUCCUGCGAACUCUGCUCCGCCCAGGAGCCCGUGGAGAGCGAGGAGACCGUCGUCAAUCGGAUCAACUGCUGCCUGAAGCUGUACGUGGAGUUCGGAGAAGGUGGCGCCGGCGUCCACCGGGAGCACGUGCUGCGCACUCUCCUCGCGGCUCCCAAACUCUUCAACAGGGCCAGCAUUUUGUCCAAGCUGUACAGCCGUCUUUUCCCGCACUGGUCGAUGCCCAGCAUAAUGAUCCAAGCAGAACUGCCAGACAAACUCUACAUCGAAUACAUACUCAUAUUCUACUACUGGCAGCGCCUGGAGCCGGAUGAGUCGGUCAAGGAGCGCAUCGUGGAGUUUGCCGAAAGGUUCAUGCGACCCUCAAGAUCGCUGGCCUUGAAGAGUGUCUAUGCCCACUACUUGCCCAAGUUCGCGGACCGCAAUUCUGCCACGCGAACCAUAUUGAACCAUCUGAAGACAAGCCGCUGCUUUGGUUUGCAUAUGCUCAGCAAACAGGAUAAUCGACCGGUGCAGUCGAACGAAGUGAUACUCAGCUCCGAUGAGGAGAGUAGCUGCCCCAUGUGGGACAUAUCAGGCACUCCGUCAUCAUCCUCGCUGAACAGCCAUCCGCCCGUUUUCCUCCAGAAUCUCUGCCAGAAUGCCCGCCAGUUGGAGCCGUGCAAGCGGGCCAACGCUCUCUUCAGCGGCAUUGACAACUCCGUCGAAAUCGUCGAGCUGCGCGACUCGGACGACGAUGUGGAGAUGUUUUCGGUGAACUUCAAUGUGCCUGCCAAUGUCGAUGGCAUCAUCUCGAACUCCAACUCAAACGAUUCGGCCAAUCAGACGUCGACAACGAUUCUCGGCGAGGACGACUCUGUGCCCGUCACUCGCAUCUAUCCCAGCAAUCUGCGGACUUACGAACGGGCAGUGCUUCCACCCACCACCUACACAGUGCCGCGCAUUGUGAAUAGCUACAGUUGCCGCCGGGAUAGCCUCCAUUUGGUGUCGACCACAGCGCCGCAUCUGGUCGACCAGUGCGUGCAGACGUUGGAGGAUGAGGUGGAGGAACUGGCGGAGGAGGACCAGUACAGCCAAAGCUUCUUCCCGCGGAGAAGCAGUGCCAGCGAUGCCAGCGGACAACGGACCCCCGUCUACCACUGCCGUCAAACUUCUAGUCAGAACAGCAACUGCAGCGAAUCUUCGCUGCUCAAGAAACAGGUUACCUUCAGUCCGCGGCAUCUGGGCGCAACUACGCCGAAUGCCAAGGCAAUCGCCUCCAAGAAGCCCUCCAUCAAGCAGUACAAGUCGAAUGGCGUAGGCAAUGGUCGCUGGAAAGCGGAGCACCUCGAAGCCAGUGCGAAAAUGUUCGCCAAGCUCGACGCCAGGAUGAAGGCUAGGAAUGAAGUCCUGAAUGUCGCUGCCAGCCAGCUAACGCCCACCACCAGCAAUGCCUCCAGUAGCACACCCACCAAGAUCUCGGCUACGCCCACGCGCAUCAGGAAUACUCCCCGCGGGCAGCGAGUGGCAUUGCCCACACCGCCAGCCUCUACGCACAGUUCAAGCAGUCCGUGCCAGAUACAAAUGGCAUCCAAUGACAACAACAAUUGGGAUUUCGGUCGACGCUGCUUCUCAAAGGCCGCUGGCGAUGAAGUGAGCUACUACAACCACCUGCUUACCGUGCAGCGGGAGAAUAUCCGCCGACGUCGGCUGUCUAACGAAAAGAAAAAGGCUGUAAAGGUCAAGCAUCAGGUGCCGAAGGAUGCCGAUCAGGUUAAGCUGCUCAAGCAGGCUACGAAGCGAUGCCGGCAGCUACGCGCCUUAAAUACCAAGCAGAAAAAGGAGGUUCAGCAACUGGAGCAAGACUUGACCGUCAUUCGAAAAUCUGCGCCGCAUAGAUUGCCCUUAGUAAGACUGAAACGCUUUAAUCUCAGGAGCGCGGCAAGGUCACAAAUAGCGCCGCUUAAUGGCCAAAAGGAUGUAGUUGAUAUACAGGAGGAACCAUCUCUCAAGGAGGUGGAACAUCCUGGAGAGGAGCGACGAAAUGAGCUUAAAAAUAGUAAUGCAAUUGAGGAAAAAAGUAAUCUGGAUGAGAAAGAUAAAACAGUGGUGGUCACUGGUAAGCCAAAUGAACAGGAACCAGAGCUCGACUUGGAGCAUCAAGAGUUCUUGGAGGAGCAGCUGCUGCUGGAGCAACAUCAGCUGGAGAUGCACCAACGACAGCAGGAGGAAGAGCAGCAUCAGGUUGACGAUGAACUGGAACAACUGGCAGAGGAUCACCACCAGGCAGGAGAAGAACCACAACUGGUGGAGAUUCAGCAACAGCCAGAGGAGAAGCAACAGCAAAUAGAAAAUGAAACCCAGUCAGAGAAAGAACAAAGUCUGUUAGAGGAAGAAGACCCCACACAGAAAAAUCAGCCAUUAAUUGAGCAACCCCAGGAUGAGGAAGAGAAACAGCCGUCAGUGAAUCCCACCCAGAUUGAGGAGCAAGUCGAGCCGCCACUAAAACACAAAAAGCGCAAGCGAAGACGCCGAUUCAAGUGCCCUCGCUGGACGCGGAUUAAGAGCAAGAAAAGGAAUCUCUUACUCAUCACUUGCCCAUUGGAGUUUGAGGCCGAACCCAGACUCGAAACGUCUCCCAUAGAACCCGAGCCAGCUCCGGAUGAAGCGCCACCGGCAGUUGACGAGCCAAUGCCAGAGCCUGCCUACGAGUUCGACCAGGAUAUGGUGCCCGAGGUGGGCAACGAACUGGAGAUCGCGGCGCCCAUUCUGGCGGCGGAGGACGAGGACAGCACGGCGAUGCUCUCGCCAAGCCACAAUCUCGAACUGGUGACUAUCAAUGUGCCGGUUUACUUGCUCAACGGCGAGAGUCGCGACGUCAGCACUCCCCUGUCCAGCAGCUCUUUCGGUGCCAGCGGAUCAGAGCCAUGUACCACAUCGAAGGAUUAGUUUAGAAAGCCCCCACCAAACCCAGAUCGAGUUCCAGUUGCCGAUCCAAUCCCAUUGAUCUUGGCCUGUAAUAGUAUUUAUAUUUUUUCUUUUGAAGAUACGCCUAAAAAAAAACUGUUAAAGCACUGUAAUACUUAGGUUUAUUGUAGUUAAUUAGGAGUUGUUGAACGUUAUAAUUUGUACAUUUACAUGAUUAUUUGCAAUACACGAAUCCCACUAAAGUCAACGCGUACCAAAUCCCCGGCAUUAUCCAUGUCAAUUUUAAGAAAUAAAAUGAAAUUAUUAGUGUAUAUUGUCGUAAAAUAAUAACCUAA